UCGUCGGUACCGACCUAAUUAAUAAUAAGUAAAAACAACAACAAAAGGAAACACGUAGAUUGAUUUAUAACGUAGUAAACAUCGGCUGUAACGAAGAACAAACAUAAACAUUUAAACGAGCCUUCUCAUAUCAGUAGUAAUUCGUCUUUAGUCGAAUGUAGAUCGGACUUAAGGAGCGCGCUAAAAGGAGGCGCGCGAUUGGUCGGCGGUCGGCCAUCUUGCUCGUGGUUUAGACCGUGCGAGAGGAUUUCGUCGGAGGAUGCGUGUUUAUCGAGAAUUCCAGUGAUAUCGGUUAGUAAAACUCGACGCGGCGGCGUUUGGUCUAUCGAAAAAUGUGUGUUUAAUUGUGUCUAACCUUGUAAGUUUGUUUUAUUACUAUUGUGUGUUGUGUGCUUUCGUAUGUGUGUGAGAUAGAAGUUGCUAAAGACGAGUGGAGAGGAAUAAUAUCGGCUACGGUCAAUUUGAAAGAGGAAGGAUUGAGGGAUCAUUAGCAAGAUGGCGCCAAUGGUUUCUACUUGAAAUGGGAGAAUGGAAAAAAAAUGGACAUCGUUUGGCCGUUUGACAGUGUUUUGGACGAGAGGAUAAACAAACGAUAUGACCUAUUCAACUUGGCUGCUACGCUUUACGAUUGAUUCAACAACGAAAACUGCGACGAACGCGGAGCUUUGGCCGAGGGAACACUUCGGCGAGACGACUUUCCAGUGGAAGAACAUGUUUUCUUUAUGAUUCGACGUACUACGAAACGUGGUUUAACUUGGCAUGGAAGAAAGAUCGUAGAGAAAUCGCGUGACCGGACUAAAAAAAUGGAUCGACUGUUGUGAAUCUAAGAAGGAAGGAAGGAAGGAAGGAAGGAAGGAAGGAAGGAAGGAAGGAAGGACGGACGGACGGACGGAAGGACGGAAGGAAGGAAGAAAAAAAGGAAGUAAAAGGAGAGGCUGGGAUCUCGAGCGAUCUUGGCGAGGCUCCCAGAGAUCUCUGGAGUUAUCGGAUAACAUCGUAGAGAGAAAAGGAAUUCGAAAUAAGAUUCGUCGAGUUUGUGUCGGUGAUGUGUCGUGAUAGGUGGUGACCCCGUGUUCGUGGCCCCGUGAGGGCGUAAUCAUCAGUGUUAUAUGUGUCGAUGGUGCAAAGGAGUCUAUACGUUGGAUCUAAAAAGGUUUGGGAUUAUCCAGGAUAUAUGUAGUAUAUAAAUUCGAAUAUAUAUAUAUCAACGGAAUCACAAGAGGGAGAGUAAGAAGAGAAGGAGGUGUGUAAAAAGGUGUUUUUGCGCAAAAAAAAAAGAGAAAGAGUUGCCAUUGUGUAGAGAGAAAGAGAGAAAAAAAGAAAAAGAGAGAGAGAGAGAGAGAGGGAGGGAGAGAGGGAGAGAGAGAGAAGUGCGCGCGCGGGUCUUGUUUGGAUAUCGAGAACACCGAAGGAGUAGCCGCGGGGUAAGUGAUGUGUUCGAUGGACGAGGCGCGUCUCGCGGGCGGUGGUCGGGGUAAAACGAACGCGUGUCGCUCGCGCUGCCAUUACUCGGGAUCCGUGAGAAAAGGCGGGCAGUCGGUGAUCAGGCUGGCGGGUGCCGGGGAAACGUUUCCAAGGGCAUGGCGACCACGCCACUAGGCGGUCGCCUCCCUAACGUUAACCGCAAAGGACCAUCCCCGUGUAUCGGUGGUGGUGGUGCUAGUAGUAACGGCAGCAUCAACAACAACAACCACAGCAGCAACGUUAGUAGCAGCAACGGUGGCAACAUCAACGGCAACAACGGCAGUCUUAGCAGCAGCAACAUCAGUGGCAGCAACAGCGGUGGUGGUAGUAGUAGUAGUAGUAGCGGUGGCGGCAACAACAGCAGCGGAAGCAGUAGUAGCGGCAGCAGCAGCAGCAUAGGAAGUAAUAGCAAUAACAACAAUAACAACAACGGUGGUAGUCAGAGAAGGCAAGAACGUAACACGGUCGGGAGAGAUCAUCAUCGGCAUCACCACCAUCAUCAUCAUCAUCACCAUCACCAUCAUCAUCAUCAUCAUCAAGGUCGAGACAAGUCAGGAGCUGCGGUAACCCCGCCGACAUCAUCCUCUAUCUCCUCUAUCUCUUCUUCGUCCGGUUCAUCCUCCUCUUCUGUAUCCUCCUCCUCCUCCUCCUCCUCUUCCUCGUCGUCGUCGUCGUCGUUGUCGUCUAGCAGUGCGUGCCAGCAGCGCGAGGCUAAAACAAGCACGGUGGCUGCUAACGCCGGUGAGCUGGAUCCGGCCGCGACUAAUGCGACCAACAACUUCGAGUACGACGACAACGAAUGGGACAUUGGCAUAGGAGAUCUCAUAAUCGAUCUUGAUGCGGACAUUGAGAAGACGAGGGACGAGAAACUGAGCUCCUCGGGGACAGGCAUGGCUUCUACGCCUGCCUCGGCAGCAUCGGCCACGAAUAAUCCGAAUCAUCAUCAUCUUCAAAACUCAGCGUCCGCUUUGAACUCGUCUAACUCGUCCAACUCGGUAUCCGGGGUCGUAUCGUCCGGCGUAGUAUCGAACGCGGUUAAUCAGUCAUCGUCCUCGUUAUCGUCCAAUUCGAAUUCGUCGAACUCGUCUAACGUCUCGUCGUCCUCGUCGUCGUCCUCCUCAGGCUCGUCCUCGUCGUCGUCCUCCUCCUCUUCGAACUCUUCCUCGUCCGGUGGUGCCGGUGGUGGUUGCGUCGUCGGUAAUUCGGGAAACGGCCGAGCCCAAAGCCCCUGUAGCUUAGGCGCAGGUGGCAACGGACCUACGGCGAACGGGCCGAUCGUCAUCGGCGGUAACAACGGUACUGGUAACAAUCAGACGAGCAACGGUUCGACCUCUUCGCAGGUGCAGCAGCUAGUUACGGGAGGAAAGCAAGGGUCCGCGACGGUAGUGGGCGCGGUAAACGCCGUGGUACACGGUAACGCCGGAAAUCCCGGCAAGAUGGCCGUUGAACAUUCGGCGACCGUCGACAAGGGCCUCAAGAUGAAGAUCAAACGUACGAAGCCCGGCACGAAGAGCAGCGAGGCCAAGCACGAGAUCGUUAAGUCGAACGAGAUCAACGGUACGGCCUCCUCCCAGGAGAGCAACAACGGAUCGUCCCAAUCGUCGAGCUCCACGUCGGGUUCGGCGACGUCGGGCUCGUCUUCGGCCUCCGUCGGGCAAAACUCUCAAAAUUCGGAGUGUGUCAGCGGUGCGGGUGGUGGUAGUGGUGGUGGUGGUGCCGGUGGUGGAAGUGGUGCUGGUAGUGGUGGUAGUGGUGGUAGUGGUGCCGGUGGUGCCGGCGGCGGUGGUAGCGGUACCACGGCCGGUCAAGCCGGUGCCACCGGACAAUCGUCUUCCUCGAACAAAUCUAAACCCAGCCAUUCGCCGGCCUCGGCGACCGGUACGGGAAAUGCGCAGUCCUCGACGGCGGGCUCGAAGCGCGGCUCGAGCGGACAUCGCCGUGAAAAGGCUCGUGACAAGCACGAGAAGCCCCAGAACAAUCACGCGCCCCAACAAUCGAAACCGGAGAUGAACGGAACGGCGAGGCCGCCGGCACCUCAGAGUCAGAACUCGGCGGGACAGGCAACCCAGUCGCAGGGACCGACGCCGGCAGCGACGGCGCCUCAACAGACUCAGGGACCACCGCCUAGCUCAAGGACCGGCUUUUCUGUCUCGCAAGGAGCCGGGCCACCGGCGACUAGCGCCGCGGCGCCCUGUCCUCCGCCGAGUCCGGCCAGCGCAACGGCAGCCGGGGCCCCGGCCAAGCCGGAACAGACCAAGGUGGCCUCCGUACCGGGACCACCCCUCACUACGCCGGCCGAGGAGGCCAUGGACACUGCGGCUAGUCCUCCUCCGGCCAAGAAGAUGAAGACGUCCAAUUCGGAACCAAAGGACAUGUCCGACGUUUGCGUUGGGACCAGCGUGGGGACCAUUACCGAGCCUGAAUGUUUGGGACCCUGUGAGCCUGGCACAUCGGUCACGCUCGAGGGUAUCGUUUGGCAUGAGACCGAAGGAGCAGGUGUAUUGGUCGUGAACGUAACGUGGCGGGGUAAGACGUACGUCGGUACUCUGUUGGAUUGCACACGACACGAUUGGGCACCUCCGAGGUUUUGCGAUUCGCCGACGAGCGAUUUGGACGCACGUACGCCUAAAGGUCGUGGAAAACGUGGCCGGGCAGCAGCAAAUUCUACACCGGGCAACGAUCUCAGUAAUUUCACCGAGACAAGGAGUUCGGUGCACAGUAAAUUACGAAAUGGCGGUGCAAAAGGUCGAAGAGGUGCUCAGGGUUCACCGGCGGCGAGUCCGAGUCCGGCUGCCUUUGUGCCGCCUAGAUCAGACCCAGCAGCUAAGAGAAAAUCUCGUGGUCCGGAAGAAGAAGAGAAGAACAAAAGACGGGCACCACCUCCUACGCCUCCUAGUGGUUCGCCUCCGGCGAGCCCGGUCCUUUUGGAGUGUCCCGAACCGAAUUGUAGUAAAAAGUACAAACACAUAAAUGGACUGAAGUAUCAUCAGAGUCACGCGCACGGUUCCGCGGACGACGACGAUACGAAAGAGGGCAUCACCAGCAUGUCCGAGAACGACGAGAGCAACAUCGAAGCUCCGAGUCCAGCCACGCCGGUGAAGUCUCCAGCGGACAAGCCGGAAGGAACCCCUGUCAGAGCGGCGAGUCCACCGGCGACGAGUUUACCGCCAGAGACACCACCGCCUCCACCUCGGGUACCUUCUCCUGGUAUAGAGACACCUAUGCCAGUUUUAACCUCGGACAAAGCUAUCGUCAAGCCUGGCGUUUUAAGGUUCGGCCAAGACGAUUUACCUGCUCCUACGUCCGCGGCACCGCCUUCCUCGAGACAACAGAGUAUCCAACAACAGCAGCAGCAGCAACAGCAACAACAACAACAACAGCAGCAACAACAACAGCAACAGCAACAACAGCAACAACAACAGCAGCAACAACAAAGUCAACCGUCGCUAACAUCGACGAAUCCACCUCAAAGUCCGAGUCCUCAUCCAAGUCAAUCUCCCAGGCCCGUGCCUUCGCCACAUCCCAGUACAAACAUACCGCAGCCACUCAAUAUACCUCAACCUCCUCAACCUUCUCAAGUUCAACAACAUCAGCAACAAAAUCCGUUGUUGCAACAAGCCCAACAGUCUCUACAAACCGGACCACCGCCUCAGCUGCAAUCGAGCCAACAGCAGCAACAACAGUUACAGUCGUCCGUACAGCAACAAUUGCCGCCGGCACAUCAGUUGCAGUCCGUGCAGCAUCCUAUGUCCACGCAGCUGGGACAACCAGCACAAGCGCACGUUAUUCAGCAGCCAACUUUACAGCAGCAACAACAAAGUUUGCAAAGUAUGGCGAGUCAGCAUCCAGGUCUUCAAGGUCUUACCGGACAAGUAUCGCAGCAAGCGAGCCUACAAACCGGGCCUCCGACGACUGGACAUCCUGGACAAGGUGUACAAUCUCACAUGCAACAGUACCCAAGCGUUUCGCUGCACACGAAGAUGCCGCAAUUCAAAGUAAAACCCACGGCGGCACUGAUGCCAGAGCAGGAUAAGAGUAAGGACCCGCGAACGCCGAAGCCGCAAGGUUACAAAAAGAAAUCGAAAAAAUCGCCCGGUGGAAGUCCGCAUCCUUCGCCUUUGGAAGCGCCGAUAGUUGACUCCGCGAGGGAAGACGUCCAAAGUCCGGCCUACUCGGACAUAUCGGACGACGCGGCGCCUGUUCUCGAGGCAGAACCCGCCGACAAGUCGAAACAGAAUCAAGAAAAGGACAACAAGACUAGCGCGCCGACGCAUCUACCUGCUCACUUUGGAAUGUACCCGUAUUACGGUCAACCUCCUUACUUGGUGCCUAGCGUUCAGGACAGCAAGUCGGUCGAUCAGAAACCGAGCGAUCUCACGCCAAAACAGGAAAUGAAACCUUUGAACAUACCGCAAAUGCCAUCGAUGGCGAGUUUGCAAAGCGUCGUCUCGGAGAAGGAAAAGAAGGAACUGAGCCAACCCUUGCCUCAACCUCAACAGCAGCCGCACUAUUACGGUGGUUACGGUGGGUACAUGCCUCCUGGCUAUCCGUAUCAGCCACCGCAAGCGAUUUCUCAACAACAACAGCAACAACAACAGAACCAACAAGUGCAGGAACAAGAGGCGCACGAGCAAAAGGCAAAGAUGAAGCAGGAACCGCAAUCGCAACAACCGAGCUUGAAGGACAAGCAACACGAAAACCAUCAGAUACUGAAGGAAAGUAUCGAGAUGAAGAGUCAAAUGAGUCCUUAUCACGUGUACCACGGCACGCAAAGUCAAAGAGCAGCGCCUCCUCCACCACCUCCUGGUCCUGUACAAGACGACAGGAGGUAUUACCUUUAUCCCGGAGAGCAGAGGCGAAAAGAAGAGUCGAGCAAACAAAGUCAACAAGCGAAAGCUCCGCCCCCGAGUCCGAAGCAUCAACCGAAGCAAGAAAAGCCGCAGGAUUUAGGCAAGAACGACGACUCGAAAAACAAGCAAGAGGGCGUGAAGCCUACCAUGGAGACUCAGGGACCACCGCCACCGCCCACGUCGCAAUACGCGUACAUACAUCCGGGAUACAUGCAGCCACAGCAUUACGGUGCGCUACCAUUCGACCCUAGCCAUCCAGUUUACAGAGGUUUAAGUCCUAUGUUGGUGCCUGGACCUUACUCGGGUAGUCCUUACCUGCAUCAGUUGCCUAGGUAUCACGCACCGGAGGAUCUAAGCCGUCCACCGGGUGGCAAGGCCCUCGAUCUUUUGCAGCACCACGCGAAUCAGUAUUACUCGGCGCACAAGAUCCACGAACUCCAAGAACGUGCCCUGAAGUCGCCGACCCCAAAGACGUCCGCGGCAUCUGCCAGUCCGUCUUCGGCAGGGCCGACACCUGCCAGACCACCUAGUGGACCACCGACCUCGGUAGCGGGCCCAGGUCCACCGCAAGGUCAAGGUCAACAGCCUGGGAAACAACAAGGACAACCUGGCGGUCAACAGCAACAAUCCGGCCCGGUAGAUACCGGUAGCGGGAACCUUGGAAAGGACAGCAGAUCUCCGCCACCUCAAAGACACGUGCACACGCAUCAUCAUACGCAUGUGGGAUUAGGCUAUCCCCUCUUAACGGGACAGUACCCCGCUCCUUACGGAGGUAAGCCUCUCGUCAGACCCUGACAGUAAGGCUUCCGGCGAUCCGCGGGAUAAUUAAGAGAACGGAUAACGAACUCCAACUCAGAUUGGACCAACGAGUCGAACGAGUCUUCUGUUGUAUGUUACGAGGAGAUCGUGUCUCUCUUUACUUGAUCGUUGGAACUCGAUCAAAACAGCGUUACGCUGGUCUCCGAACGAGAAGCAAACAUGUUGCUCUCGAAUCGUUUAGGGUCGCGAUAAGUGAGAGAACUACUUGUCCAAGUCUGAUCGAAUACCGCGCUAUAUAGUUUUCUCCUUAUUCAGGUAUCGUGGCAAGUUGUGUUAACAGUUCAAAAGACAAAAGCUCGAUAUAUCUCGACAAUAUCAAUUCGAUGAACGGAAUAAAACUAUGACUUAUUCCAAAGAGUAAAAAACUACUUUGUGUAAUCUGUUUUUGACUUGCCUUGUGUGUGUAUGUGUAUAUAUAUAUUUUUAUAUUUAUAUUUGUAUAUAUAUACACAAAUACGCAAACAUACAAACGAACGAUCAGAAAAGGGAUCACUCAAAAGCCGGUAAAAAGUUACGUGAGUUUAUGUUACCGUUCGUCGCGUUGCGUGACUCGCGUGUAUAUCCUGCGCUUCGACGGAAUGAACAAUUUUCUUCGACCGACAGUGUUUAAAAAUCGUAUCGUAUAUCUAUUUCAUGGUAGAAACGACGAAACGCGCGAUAGACGGAGAAGUGGGUAAAGAAUAAUCUCUCGGCAGAGCGUCCGCCGCACGCUCCGAGCGCGUAAACCGUGUACACCAUAUUGGUGCUUGAAAAAAAAAAUAAAUAAAAUAAAAUAAAAUAAAAUAAAAUAAAAUAAAAUGGAAAUGAAUCGAGCGAAUCAAGAGGAAAUAAUAAAAUGAAAUAAACUAGGAGAACGACGAGGAAUGCACGAAAAAAAAAAAAAAAAAGAAAACAGAUAAAAACAACAGAGCUUUCUUCUCCUUACGAAAGAGAUGAAACGAACAUUCGCGUAUAUUGAUAUAUAGCCUUCGCCGACCUAUUAUUAUUUUAUUACGAAAAA
Messenger RNA from Vespula pensylvanica (western yellowjacket), 8133 nucleotides. Its product is annotated as zinc finger protein 608-like. Bases 1581 to 7109 code for a protein of 1842 amino acids. Gene Ontology annotation, biological process: regulation of transcription by RNA polymerase II. NCBI's taxonomy places the organism in Eukaryota, Metazoa, Arthropoda, Insecta, Hymenoptera, Vespidae. The transcript is spliced from 5 exons. The record is from RefSeq and is a predicted model, not a curated record. Gene Ontology annotation, cellular component: nucleus.